ACCUUCUCUCCGCGUGUGUCUGUCUGGGUCUCUACUCCUCCUUUUUAUAAGGAGAUGAGUCAGACUGAUUUAGGGCUCCACCUAGUCCUCAUUUGAAUUUGAUUGCCCAAAGAAGGUCACUUUGUGAGGUACAUGUGAAUUUUAGGGGUGGGGUGGCACACACUUCAAGGCACAAGACUGGAUGCGAACCCAGUUGGCCUGAUCAGUAGGCUUCCAGACCGCUUACCCUUAAGCAUUAUGUUUUAAUGCUUCCUGACAGUACAGAGUGAUGCCAUUCUCUUGCAAAUGUCAAGACCUGGAGCAUGGCACUUGACCUCCAAAUACAGUUGUAGAGCCAUGGAGCAGAAACCUGUCCUCUAUGGGUUCUUAAGCUGGGAGAGUGCUCCCUGAGAAUAUUUAUCUAAGAGCCUGGUUUCUAGCUUACGAGGCACUUUGGCAAGGAGGACUGUUCUCAUAAACAUUCACAAAUAUUCUGCUCUGUAAUGAAGUUAAUCAGUAAACCACACAACCUCUGGCCUUCUCUCACUUCUCACCUAGUCUCAUUUUCUGUUGCUGUGAAUAAGCUAAGGAUGGUAAUGCAGGUUCAAGGGUUAGAGACUCCAAUUCAAAUCAGUCCUCACCACAGCCACCCGUCGCCAGGAUUUGUCACAGAAAUGAUGAGUCCGAAGGCUGCUGAAGGUGUGCUAUCAGAGCAAGCAGUGGGUCCUCUGGGACAGAGCCUAGAUGUGGAACCAUACUCCCAAUACAGCAAUGUCCAGUUUCCCCAAGUUCAACCACAGAUUUCCUCAUCCUCCUAUUAUUCCAACCUGGGCUUCUACCCCCAGCAGCAGCCGGAAGAGUGGUACCCUCCUGGGAUCUACGAACUCCGGCGAAUGCCUCCUGAGACUGUCUACCAGGCAGAGACCGAGGUGGCAGAGAUGCCCGUAACGAAGAAGCCCCGGAUGGGUGUCUCAGCAGGGAGGAUAAAAGGGGGCGAGCUGUGUGUCGUUUGUGGAGACAGAGCGUCUGGGUAUCAUUACAAUGCACUGACUUGUGAAGGCUGCAAAGGUUUCUUCAGGAGAAGCAUUACCAAAAACGCCGUGUACAAGUGUAAAAAUGGCGGCCACUGCGUGAUGGAUAUGUACAUGAGGAGAAAGUGCCAGGAGUGCCGACUGAGGAAGUGCAAGGAGAUGGGGAUGUUGGCUGAAUGUAUGUGUACAGGCUUGUUAACUGAAAUUCAAUGUAAAUCUAAACGUCUGAGGAAAAACGUGAAGCAGCAUGCAGAUCAUACCAUUAAUGAGGACAGCGAAGGACGUGACUUGCGACAAGUGACCUCCACAACUAAGCCAUGCAGGGAGAAAACUGAACUCACCUCAGAUCAACAGAAUCUUCUACAUUAUAUUAUGGAUUCAUAUAACAAACAGAAGAUGCCUCAGGAAAUAACAAAUAAAAUGUUAAAAGAAGAAUUCAGUGCUGAAGAAAAUUUCCUCAUUUUAACAGAAAUGGCUACCAGUCAUGUACAGAUUCUUGUAGAAUUCACAAAAAAGCUCCCAGGGUUUCAGACUUUGGACCACGAAGAUCAGAUUGCUUUGCUGAAAGGGUCUGCUGUUGAAGCUAUGUUCCUCCGUUCAGCUGAGAUUUUCAGUAGGAAACUUCCAGCUGGACAUGUUGACCUAUUGAAAGAGAGAAUUCGAAAGAGCGGUAUCUCUGAUGACUAUAUAACACCCAUGUUUAGUUUUUAUAAAAGUGUUGGAGAAUUGAAAAUGACCCAAGAAGAGUACGCCCUGCUUACUGCCAUUGUUAUCCUCUCUCCAGACAGACAGUAUAUAAAAGACAGAGAGGCGGUGGAGAAGCUCCAGGAGCCCCUGCUCGAUGUGCUGCAGAAGCUGUGCAAGAUUCAUCAGCCCGAGAACCCCCAGCAUUUCGCCUGUCUGCUGGGCCGCCUCACAGAACUUCGGACGUUCAACCACCACCACGCCGAGAUGCUGAUGUCGUGGAGAGUGAAUGACCACAAGUUCACCCCGCUGCUGUGUGAAAUCUGGGACGUGCAAUGAGGCCUUGCCGAGGGGGACCAGCUCCUCUGUCUCCUUGUAAUAUACAUCUGCUGUAUGACUUUGCUCUAUUUCCUUUGUACCUGGUCUCACUCAAGAAUCUUGACAAAAUGUAUGUAGUAAUCAUAUAACUUCUACAAUUGUAAAUAUGGGGAGUAGAUAGAAUUACUUUCUCCACACCAUGCUUCAGAAGGCUGCAGGGAAUCCUCUUCUGACUGGCAUGCCCUGUUUGCCUAAUUAAAUUGAUUGUUACUUCAAUUCUAGCUGUCAAACCUGGGAAGCCUCAUAUUGUCCUUCAUCUUACCGUAUCGCAUGUAUUUUAUUAAAGAGUUGUGUUCAAUUUUGGCAAUAAAAUGAGCGUGAUGGCAA
Molecule: messenger RNA, 2399 nt
Organism: Heterocephalus glaber (naked mole-rat)
Lineage: Eukaryota; Metazoa; Chordata; Mammalia; Rodentia; Bathyergidae
Gene: Nr1h4
Product: nuclear receptor subfamily 1 group H member 4
Biological process (GO): bile acid signaling pathway; negative regulation of inflammatory response; cell differentiation
Cellular component (GO): RNA polymerase II transcription regulator complex
Molecular function (GO): bile acid binding; zinc ion binding; nuclear receptor activity
Source: RefSeq, a predicted model, not a curated record